CAGCUUAGUAAUAGUAAUCUGUGUUUCCAGUCAUUUCAGUAAGUUGCAAGCUGAUUGUGUGUUGCAUUAGUGUUAUUUUCAAAUGUUAUUACGAUUUUGUUUUCGUUUAAUUUGCUUCUUCUUUCUAAUAUUAAUUUAACCUUCAACAAGUGAAAAAUGUAUUGAAAGAGUCAGUGGUUGUUUUAAAGUGUGUAUGUGUUUAUAAUAAUUUCGACAUAAUAUGAAGGUGGACACACUUUGGAGGCGACGCACCGCUGUAAACGUCGCAGGCGGUGGUUACCUUUUGGUGUUCGUGUGGGCAUGGGUGUUGAGUUUGAGUCUCGGGGCCGAACCCCUGGGACCCUCGGACAGACCGGAGGCUUACUUCAACGGCAGCUCCUACAUCCACCUCUCGCGCCCCAUCUCACUUAAGCAGCUCGUAGGACUCAGUUUCCGCACAUGUGUUGGCGGUGAAUUGUUUUCACAACGGAUCGAGCGGUACACGCUACACGUGGUGGCGCUGUUCGAGCAGGUGGUGGUGUCGUGGGCGCUGGGCACGCAGUCCACGCGCGAUGUGGGCCUGCCGCUCGAGACGCUGGACAACCGCUGGCAUUGGGUGGCGCUGCGCUACCGGCCCAACCCGCCCGCGUUGCUGCUUGAAGUGGACAACCACACGCAGGUGAUAGCGAACGUGACGUGGAACCCGGAACUGUUGUCGGCGGGCGCGCUGGAGUCGGGCGGCGCCGUGGUGCUGGUGGGAAACCUGUUCAGCGGCUGCAUCCACGAGGGGCCGCAGCUGGAGUUCCACCCGCACUCCGUGCACGCGCACAACGUGCUGUUCGGGCACUGCCCGCUCACCACAGACGACUGUAAAGACAGAGUAGACGUAGUGAGGAUCCCGCCUAAAGACCAUUGCUACAACGAACCUUGCAUGCGACACGGGACUUGCAUAUCAAGACAUGACAGAUACGAAUGCCACUGCACGGCUCGGUAUACAGGCAAUAACUGCGAAGUAGAUGCCGGGGACCCCUGCCGCUCUGCCCCCUGCGCCCACGGGGGCUCCUGCCGCGAGACCCCGCGCGGAGACUACCGCUGCACCUGUCCACCCGCCUACCACGGGCCCCGCUGCGAGCUGGAAGUGUCGCUGGACCCGCAGUGCGUGGCGCAGCCGUGCCGCAACAACGGCAGCUGCAGCGUGCCGCCCGGCGCCGACCGCUACGUGUGCGUCUGCCCGCCAGGAUUCACCGGUCACGACUGCGAGAUAGAAGUGGAUGAAUGUGUGGUAGCGGGCCCCAACGCCUGUCUCAACGGCGGCCGCUGUAUCGACGCCCUAAACAACUACACGUGCGACUGUACUGACACAGGUUACACGGGUGCGAGAUGCGAGACGAACGUGAACGAGUGUUUGGAAUCGCGCGCUGUCUGCGGGCACGGCGUCUGCUACGACACGUACGGAGGAUUCGUGUGUGCCUGCCGACCCGGCUACACCGGCCCGCGCUGCGACACGUUGUCAGCGUGCGCGUCGGGCCCGUGCGGUCUGGGCGGCGCAUGCGUGGAGGAGGGCGACGGGGGCGGGUUUCGAUGCGUGUGCGCGCGCGGUUUCGUACCGCCCCUCUGCACCGCGCCGCCCUCCACUCAACCGCCCCCGCCCCCGCCCCCGCCCGGCCACUCCCCCGCCCCCCCCAGCAGCACCGAGCCGGCGCCUGAGAACGCGCCCGCGCCGCCUCCCGCCGCCUGCGCCGACCUCGCGUGCCCGCCUCGCAGCCACUGCGCUGCACACGCCCUGCCGCCAGGUAUGCCAUCCAUGGUAACCGGAGUAGCAAUCAAUAAACCGGUGACGUGCGUCUGUGAUCCCGGAUAUUAUGGCUUGCCCGGCGCUAUGGCGAACUGCACGAGCGCGGAGGCAGCGUGCGAGGCAGGCGUGUGCCUCAACGGGGGCACGUGUCGCCUCGUCGCCAGCGACCGCCUCGAAUGCCUCUGCGCGCCCGGCUACAAAGGGCCGUACUGCGAGAUAGGCGCGGGGCCCGCGGGGCCGGCGGGCACAGGGACGGGGGCAGGGGCGGCGCGGGGCCUGUCCGAACUGAAGGCCGAGCGGUGCGGGUCCUCGCCACCUCCCUGUCUACACGCGAAGGCCUGCCAUGAUCGUCCGGCCGGGUUCCGUUGCGAAUGCGAGGCGGGGUGGUCGGGGCUGCGCUGCGACGUGGCGUCGUCGGACGCAGACGAGGAGGGGCCCGAGACGGGGGCUCACGACACGGCCGGGGCGGGCACGUCGGUGACGGACGUGGAGUGCGGGUGCCUCAACGGCGGCGCGUGCCGGCCCGACGGCGCCUGCGACUGCCGGCCCGGGUAUGCCGGCGCGCACUGUGAGGCGCCGCUCGACUGCCGCGCCUCCUCGUGCCCCAUGUACCAGGAAUGCGUGGAGCAAGGCGGAUCGUGGCGGUGCGCAGGCGCCGGCGCCGAGUCUGCGUGUGCUUCCGCGCCCUGCCACAACGGCACCUGCCUCGCCCGCGACCACACCUACCACUGCCAGUGUCCGCCCGGCAUCACAGGAAGAUUAUGUGAGCAGGAUAUUGACGAAUGCCGAUUAAUGCCGAAGAUAUGCAAUAACGGAGUGUGCGUGAACGUGCCAGGCUCAUAUCAGUGCUACUGUCGUCCAGGGUAUACGGGCGACAGCUGCGAACAGGACAUAGACGAAUGCCUAUCUUCGCCGUGCAAGAACGGCGGCACAUGCCUGAAUCUAGAGAAUAACUAUGAAUGCACUUGCAUGGAGGGCUUCGAGGGCAAAGACUGUUCGGUGAACAUUGACGAGUGCUCGUCUGGGCCGUGCGCGGCAGGCUCCACGUGCGUUGACGGCGUGGCCAGCUACACGUGCGUGUGUCGCGACGGACUCACCGGCGCGCGCUGCGAGCAGGACAUCGACGACUGCGAGUCGGCCCCGUGCCUGCACGGCGGGCGCUGCCUAGAUCUGGUGAACGGUUACGAGUGCGAUUGUACCGGCACCGGGUACGGGGGCGCCGCCUGCGAGACCGACAUCGACGAGUGCGCCCCGCAGCCCUGCCGGCACGGCGGCACCUGCCUCGACGCGCUCAACGACUACCGCUGCUCCUGCCACCCCGGAUACACCGGCAAAAACUGCGAGACGGACAUCGAAGAAUGCGCCAGUUCCCCUUGCAAGUGGGGCGGCACCUGCCUGGAGCGUAGUAACGCCAGCCUGUACCGCGACGCCGACGCCGGCCCGCUGCAAGUGGGGCCGCAGCCCGCAAUGCUACUGCCCGAAUUCUUCUACAGACCUUUCUCCUACCAGAACGCGAGCGGAUUCGAGUGCGUGUGCGUGUCGGGCACGGAGGGGUCCCGCUGCGAGGUGAAUGUGGACGAGUGCGCGUCGUCGCCCUGCGGACACGGCACCUGCGUCGACGGCAUCGGCGCCUACGUCUGCGACUGCAGUCCGGGCUUCGAGGGGCAGCACUGCGAGCUGGAGAUCGACGAGUGCCAGAGAUACCAGCCAUGCGCCCACGGGCGGUGCUACGACGCGCGCGCGUCAUACUACUGCUCGUGCGCGGCCGGCUGGGGCGGGCGGAACUGCUCCGUGGUGCUGACGGGCUGCCGGCACCAGCCCUGCGCCAACCACGGCACCUGCCGCGCCUGGCUGCGCGGCGAGAGCGACCAGCGCUACAACUGCAGCUGCGCGCCCGGCUACUACGGGGACACGUGCCGCCAGAUAACGACCAUGUCUCUCGAGAAGGAUAGCUACGCGGAGGUGAACACUACUCGUGAAGAAGGCUACGACAUAUCGUUCCGUUUCAAGACGACGCUGGGCAGCGGUCUCCUGGCUAUGGGCCGUGGCUUCACUUACUUCUUUCUGGAGCUCAGCAACGGCCGCCUCAACCUGCACUCAAGCCUACUCAACAAGUGGGAGGGAGUCUUCAUCGGCUCCAACCUCAACGACAGCAACUGGCAGAAGGUGUUCGUGACGAUAAACUCGUCGCACCUGGUGCUGGCGGCGAACGAGGAGCAGACCAUCUACCCGAUCAGCCAGAACGAGGCGUACAACGGCUCCGUGACGUCAUUCGGCUCCACAAGGCUCGGCGCGCCGGGCUCCUCGUACGCGCCGCUCACGCACGGACCCAACUUCUUCGUAGGCUGCGUGCAGGAUGUCGUCGUCAACGGCCAGUGGGUUCUUCCCGAAGACGCGAACGAUACUACAGUGGAGGCGAACACGGAGGGCUCCGGGUCGGGGGAGGUGGGGGAGGGGGGAGUGUCGCAGGUGCUGCACGGGGUCACGGCGCUGUGCCCGCGCAGUCCCCAGUGCGACCCCAACCCCUGCCAGUCCGGGGGCGCCUGCGACGAUCGAUGGUCCUCCUUCAUGUGCGCCUGCCCGCGGCCGCACCUGGGCCACACCUGCCAGUACAACUACACGGCGGCUACAUUCGGGCACGAGUCAGCGAAGCCCCGCUCGGUAGUGAGCGUGGCGGUGUCCCCGGCGGCGAGGCGAGCCGUCCACGCGGCCCUGGACAUCUCCAUGUUUGUGAGGACUCGAAAGCCCACCGGACAGAUCUUCUACCUCGGCUCCUUGCCCAGGGAGGGAUCCGAACAGUCUCAAGUGAGCGCAUCGUUGCUGGGCGGCGAGCUGCUUGUGCACCUGCGGUUUAACCACACGCAUGAGAACUACACCGUGGGCGGCACCAGGCUCGACAAUGGAUACCUGCAUCUUAUCGAGGUGGUCCGUAACGCGACGCUGGUGCAGGUGAAGCUGAACGGCACGGAGUACUUCCGCAAGUCCAUCUCCGCCGCCAAGCAGCUCGACGCCGAGGUUCUGUACCUGGGCGGGCCACCCCCGCCCCCGCCCCCGGCCCCGGCCGCGGUGGAGGCGGGCGGCGCCGCCCCAGAGCCCGACGACGCCGCAUACUUCAAGGGCGUCAUACAGGACGUGCAGGUGUCGAACGGCGUGAACGUGACGAUAGUGGAGUUCUUCCCUCUGCAAGUCCCGGGGUUAUCGUUGCCGCCGCCCUUCGGACAGGUGCGCCUCGACCCGUCGGGCGUGGUGCCGGGCGUGGUCUCGGAUGACGCGUGUGCCUCGAGGCCGUGCCUCCACGAGGCGGCGUGCAAGACCACGUGGAAUGACUACACGUGCGCCUGCCCCCGAGGCUACAAGGGCAAGCAGUGCGCCGAGGUCGAGUUCUGCCAGCUGCAGGGGUGCCCGCUCAACUCGCACUGCCGGAAUCUUGACGCGGGUUACGAGUGCGUGUCUAACGCGACAUUCGACGGCGUGAACACCACCCUCGCGUACAGCCUGCGGGUGCCGCGCGGCCCCGCCCCCGCGCCCGCCCCGCCCCCCGCCCCGCCCACUACACUCACCAUCACCUACAGGACGAAAGUUGGCGGUACGCUGUUUCACGCGGUGCUGACAGAGGAGGACGGGUCGGAGUCGUGGUUCGGCGUGAGCGUGGUUGGGGCCCAAGUAGCCGUGCACUGGAAGCUGGGCCCCGCGCUGCCCCGCGUGCGCCGCCUGCCCGCGCCCCGCCCCCUGCGCUGGACCGAGCUGCGCCUGCGCGUGCAGCGCGCCACCAUCACAGCGUCGUUCCUGGAAGGCGAGGGUCACGAGGAGCCGGGCAUGCAGUCCCCCAUCGACGUGGCGGCGUGGCAGCGAGUCCUUCUCCACGGGCAGCUGUUCCUGGGCGGCAAGGGGCCCCGCCCUACGGCCCCGCCCACAACGUCCGCCCCAACGCAAUCACCCGCCUCUGACUCCACUUCCACCACGAUGCCGUAUACGACGUCUGCACAGUUCGAUAACUCCACUGACAUGUCCAUGUGGGAGUACUCGGAGGGAGAUGAGUUCGCGACGGAGAACUCUGCCGGACUCUACUUCAAGGGCUGCAUCGGCGCGGUGCACGUGGGGUCGCUGCUGCUGCCCUUCUUCACGGAGGAGCAGCUGUUUGUUGGCGCCGCCGCUGCCCUGCUGGCCUCGCAGCCGCACUACGCGCUACUAGCUGGUCGUCCAUGGGGUGCUGCGGAGAACGUCGGCUGCGUGCUGUGCCUGGAGAGCGACUGCCAGCGGGGCGGGCGCUGCGCCGACGUGCGGAACCUGUACUCCUGCGCCUGCCCCGCCGGGCUGGCGGGCGACUACUGCCAGAUCGACAUCGACGAGUGCGCGGAGCACCAGUGCCAGAACGGCGCCACAUGCAAGGAUGGCAUCGCCUCCUACACCUGCAUCUGUCCCGAGGGUUACGAGGGAGAUAUGUGCGAGACGGACAUCGACGAGUGCGCGAGCGGCCCGUGCGGCAACGGCGGCACGUGCGUCGACGCGCGCGGCGCCUACACCUGCGUGUGCGCGGCCGGCUGGACCGGGGCGCGCUGUAUGCGGCCCGCGCGCGCGGCCUGCGCGCAGCGGCCCUGCCCCGACACCCGGGCCACUUGCCGGGACGUGGCGCCAGAUCCGCCGACGGGCAACAACUAUACGUGCGACUGCAUAGAAGGCUUCGAAGGCGUGCACUGCGAGACCGCCUUCUGCGAGACAACGCCCUGCGUGCACGGCGAGUGUCUCACCGACGGAGAUCAGGCGCGCUGCUCGUGCUCGGAGGGCUACAGCGGGAGACUAUGCGACGAGGAGCUGGACGCGUGCGCCGCGCCCUCGGCCUGUCUGCACCGGGGCCGGUGCGUGCCCACGCCUCCGGGGCAUCGCUGCGAGUGUCGAGGGACAGGUCUGUACAUAGUGCUCGGAGGGCUACAGCGGGAGACUAUGCGACGAGGAGCUGGACGCGUGCGCCGCGCCCUCGGCCUGUCUGCACCGGGGCCGGUGCGUGCCCACGCCUCCGGGGCAUCGCUGCGAGUGUCGAGGGACAGGCUGGACGGGCUCGCACUGCGAGGUGGAUGUGGACGAGUGCGCGGCCGGCCUGGUGAGCUGCGGGCCCGGCGAGUGUGUCAACCUCGACGGAUCAUACAAAUGCGUAUGCGCGGCCGGGUUCUGCGGCCUAGAGUGCGCAGUGCGGGACCCGUGCUUCGAUCCCGCGCCCGUCUCAGAAGACUCGGGCUCGGGCUCGGAGGCGGGGCCGGGCCAAGGGGCCGCCAACGGGACCCUGGGGCCCUGCCAGCAUGGGGGCACCUGCGAGCAGCGCUGCACUACCGACUCGGCUUAUAUCUGUCAUUGUAUCGACGGGUGGGGCGGACAGAAUUGCACGCAACAGGCGGUGUCAGCGCAGGCGGGCGGGGGCGCGUCGACGUCGUCGGUGCUGAUCGGCGUGGGCGCCGCCCUCGUGGCCCUCGCCUGUGGGGGCGCCGCCCUCGCCGCCCUCGCCGCCCAGGCGCGCCGCAAGCGGGCCACGCGCGGCACCUACUCGCCCAGCGGACAGGAGUACUGCAACCCGCGCGCCAACCUGAACCCCGCGCUCAAACCGCCCCCCGAGGAGCGUCUCAUAUAACCUGCCCUCGCCGCCCUCGCCUGUGGGGGCGCCGCCCUCGCCGCCCUCGCCGCCCAGGCGCGCCGCAAGCGGGCCACGCGCGGCAUAUGACCCCCCAACAUAACACAAACCACGGAAACUCGAGACCAGACGAUCGCCCGAAGAGUGCUCCUCUACCUCGGAUUUCGGUGAUCCGAGAGUGA
This is a messenger RNA of Chilo suppressalis (striped riceborer), 7576 nucleotides long. The record is from the annotation of a GenBank genome assembly. NCBI's taxonomy places the organism in Eukaryota, Metazoa, Arthropoda, Insecta, Lepidoptera, Crambidae.